Molecule: messenger RNA, 450 nt
Organism: Hydra vulgaris (swiftwater hydra)
Lineage: Eukaryota; Metazoa; Cnidaria; Hydrozoa; Anthoathecata; Hydridae
Source: RefSeq, a predicted model, not a curated record
AUGAGGUAUCUUCCAUCAAAACCAAAAGAACCUCUGUUAACUUACAACGUUCCAACUCGACUAUGGCAAAAGGUUGGAACUUAUUUGUUUCAGUGGGCUAAUAAAAAUUACUUAAUUAUUGUUGAUUAUUAUAGCAUGUGGCCGGAAGUUUUUCCGCUUUCAAAUACCAAUUCGAUAAAUGUAAUAUUAGCAUGCAAAGAAUCCUUUUCUAGAAAUGGUGUCCCGGAGGAAUUGGCUUCAGAUAAUGGUACACAAUAUACUUCAAAGUUGUUUUAUCAAUGUUCUCAACAGCGGAAAUUUAGACAUACAGUAAGUAUUUCGCACUAUCCAAGAUCAAAUGGAUUAGCUGAAGCCACUAUUAAAUUAGUUAAGCUUAUUGUAAAAAAGUGCCAUUUGUCAAACGAAGAAAUUUUUAAAGGUAUUUUUAUAUUGCGCAAUUUUCCAAUAUAA